This is a messenger RNA of Sander lucioperca (pikeperch), 1663 nucleotides long. It is a transcript of the gene lrrc28, whose product is annotated as leucine rich repeat containing 28. Bases 253 to 1350 code for a protein of 365 amino acids. Gene Ontology annotation, molecular function: protein binding. NCBI's taxonomy places the organism in Eukaryota, Metazoa, Chordata, Actinopteri, Perciformes, Percidae. The transcript has 10 exons. The record is from RefSeq and is a predicted model, not a curated record.
GUGACGGCAGUGACGUUGUUUACGACAGAGCGCUGUUGCUGCUCAACAACAACCAACAACUCCUUAAUUAGCAUUAGCUUAUGUGCUUUCACUAACAUACAUUCAGCGUUAGGCGGCUCAUGUGCACAUGUGGGAAAUAAAGUAGAACAGAAGUAGAACAGAAUGGUCCUGCACGGUUAAGGAAAUGGUGAUGCCAUAGAGAAAGGAGGCACUGCCAAGUCUCUUCCACCGGGGAGGAGCAAUUCCUCCGAAAUGGCAACUGAACUCAGUGAGACUAUUUCCAUGGCCAAACAGGAGCGCCACAAAAAUCUGUUUCUUAACUACAGAAACCUGAAUAAGUUCCCAGUAGAGCUGCUGAAGGACGAAGGGCUGCAGUUUCUGGAGAGACUGUACAUGAAGAGGAACUCACUCACAUCACUGCCUGACAAUCUUGCUCAAAAGCUCCCAAAUCUAAUUGAGCUGUAUUUGCACUCAAACAACAUAGUCAUUAUUCCUGAAGCUAUUGGAAACCUGGCCAGACUGCAGUCACUGGACCUGAGCAAUAACGCCCUCCAGUUCCUCUGUCCAGAGAUUGGCAGACUAAGGUCUCUACGACACCUGAGGCUGUCCAAUAAUCAGCUGAAAUGCCUUCCUCCAGAGAUCGGUGAUCUGCAGGACCUGGAGACUCUGGACGUGUCCAGGAACCAGCUGGUGUCUCUACCGGAUCGCCUGCACCGCUGUACUUCUCUGCAGAAUCUGACAGCUGACCACAACCUGUUGAGCCACGUUCCCCGUCAGCUCUGCUGGCUCCACCGCCUCAACCAGCUCUCCAUGGCUGCUAACCGGCUGACCUUUCUACCGCUCGAUCUGGGCAGAUCACGAGAGCUGCAGUUUGUGUUUGUGGACAACAAUGUGGACCUAAAAGGCCUUCCCUCCUACCUGUAUAACAAAGUCAUCGGCUGCAGCGGGUGCGGUGUGUCAGCCCAGGUGUUAGAGGGUGACCUGGGUGAGGUACUGGGUGAGGCUCUGGUCGGGCUUCCAGCUGAAGUGAAGGUGCUGGGCUCAGAGACGGAUCACGUGGUUCCCCUCGAGGAGAUCGCCAUGAGAACCCUGCAUCGCAUCUACCAGCAACGCCCAACCGACCUGAACCUGCUGCCUCCCAUCACCCUCCCGAAGAGCCUGCUGGACCUGCUGCAGUUCCCCCUGGGCCACUGCCACCGCUGCAGUCAAACCAUGUUCACCAUCAUCUACCCAAAACUCUUUCCCCUCCGUGACACUGCGCUGGCAGGAGUGCACCGCAGGACCACUGUGAGUUUUGUGGCCUAUUGCUGCUCCAGCCGCUGCCUCCGGACCUUUGAUCUCCAAGGAUGAUGUAAUUUCCUUCGCCCUGUACACAUUCGCUCAGGAGCUGUUUAGUGGUUUCCUGAAGGUGGCAGAUCACAGCUUGUAAUUUGUGUGGAUCUUGAGGGUCUGUGAGCUCUGUGCUUGAUUGACAAUGCUAAGAACCACAGAGAAGCAGGCUGUGUGGUGGGUCAGAUGAUGGACACACAUGGUAAGCAUCAUUUUAACGUACUUGUCAAAGACUCAAACCUACAUGAUGUUCCUGAGUCCAACCAACUGGGAGGGUUGUAUUCCUGUGUUUGUGUUGGGGGUCAAAAUAAUAACUAACACUAUAAGACCUGAA